CGCUGCGGUCGCUGCAGAGAGGAGCCGUUUUUGGCUCCCCCUCGACCAUCAUGUUCUCCCCAGUUAUAAGUCCCAUCCUGCCGACCGUGUCCUUCCCUGCUUCCAUCCUUCCUCCCAUGAGCAUCUCAGUGCUUCCUAUCCUUUUGAAGUCUUUCCUUGUCCACAAAACUGCUGUUAUCCUCACCUUCUUUAUUCCUACUCCAGGAUUUCCUUUGUUUCCCAGUUCCCCACAGGCUGUGUCGACCAUGGCGCCUCGCUCCUGACCGGUCAGAUCUGAUGACAAAGAGAAUCAGAGCGAUGCCAGCUCUGACCUGACUGAGAUCUUUUUAGACAACAGAUCUGAUAGUGACUCCACUAGCGACCUGGAACUUGAUAGUGAGGAUUUGAAUUAUGAAGAUGAACCUGGUGAUGAUAUCUGAUGAUGAGGGCCAGCUGCCUCAUGAACACUAUUUGGCCCAAGCAGAGAGCUUGCAUGUCUCCCAGCUUCGACAGCAGCAGUACAGUGAUGUCACUCAGGAAAGACUUGAUGAGACCUGCAUGUACUGGAAUAGCAGAUAUUGUUGGUACAUUGGUGUUUGUCACGGGCUCGGAAAUAGUAGAUACUGACGAAAUGAUAUUCCUAUCUAAACUAUUGUAGCCAUCGACGAGAAUAUCGAGUCUGGAGAAAGAAAAGAAGAGGAAACCUAUCUAAAGGAUGGAGGGGUUUCUUAUAACCGCCGUACGGCAGGGUUAUACUCAUGUCGGUGUCGUCUGUCAUUAUUAGUCUUAUACGUAGUGUCGAGCCGU
Molecule: messenger RNA, 786 nt
Organism: Aspergillus glaucus CBS 516.65
Lineage: Eukaryota; Fungi; Ascomycota; Eurotiomycetes; Eurotiales; Aspergillaceae
Exons: 2
Coding region: 397-606 (69 amino acids)
Source: RefSeq, a predicted model, not a curated record